UUUGUCCAACAAAAGCAUUCACUUUAACACUCAGUCGGUGAUUAAACAUCACAAAGUGCACAACGGCAAGCGCAAGAAUUCUCUUUCGGAACUACAUGCCUAACUCCCCUUAAACAUGACAUUGGACUUUUAUUACCUGGCAGUUUCGGCACCUUGCCGGGCGGUUAUAAUGACCGCCAAAGCUUUGGGCGUUGAACUUAACAAGAAAACUUUGGAUCUUUAUGGUGGUGAACAUUUAAAGCCAGAAUUUCUCAAAAUCAAUCCUCAACACACCAUACCCACCUUGGUUGAUGAUGGCUUUGCCAUAUGGGAGUCACGACCUAUUAUGAUCUAUUUGGUGGAGAAAUAUGGCAAAGAAGAUGACCCCUUGUAUCCCAGCUGCCCUCAGCAACGGGCGGUGAUUAAUCAACGACUCUAUUUUGAUAUGGGAAGUUUGUACAGUAGCUUUGCCGAGUACUUCUAUCCCCAGGUGAAAGAGAAGAAACCGGCAGAUCCCGAAAAGUUUAAAAAAUUCGAAGCCGCCAUGGAGUUUUUGGAUUUAUUCUUAUCCACCUCCAAAUAUGUGGCAGGUGAUAACAUGACUUUGGCUGAUCUCUCCAUUUUGGCCACUGUCAGUACCAUUGAGAUUGCCCAAAUUGAUUUUAGCAAAUAUGAACAUUUGUCUAAAUGGUAUGCUGGCAUUAAGGAUACAGCCCCUGGUGCCGAUGAGAAUUGGGCUGGCUGCUUGGAGUGCAGAAAAUUUGUGGACAAUUCAUAAAUGCUGUUGAUGAUUGAGAUUGUAUUUGAAUGUAAAAUUUAAAUUUUAUCCUUAAAAAAAAAAAACAAUUUCUAUGUACAUGUUAUACGGGUGUUAUAUGUUUAAUCAAAUCAAUAAAUAUGCAAGGAUUUUAUUUUGGUGUUA
This is a messenger RNA of Stomoxys calcitrans (stable fly), 901 nucleotides long. RefSeq names its product glutathione S-transferase 4. Gene Ontology annotation, molecular function: glutathione transferase activity. NCBI's taxonomy places the organism in Eukaryota, Metazoa, Arthropoda, Insecta, Diptera, Muscidae. The record is from RefSeq and is a predicted model, not a curated record. The coding region runs from base 116 to 757 and encodes 213 amino acids. Gene Ontology annotation, biological process: glutathione metabolic process. The transcript is spliced from 2 exons.